GCCCCCCCGCGCGCGAAUAUCAGCCCCCCCCGGCCCCGCCGUCCGCCUGCGGCGCGAGGCGGGACCGGCGCCGAGCGGGAGGCGGCGGUGCCCGGAUGCAGCAGCGCAGCGCGCCCGACCCCAAGAUGGCGGCGCCGAGCAAGCAAUAUGGGCUUAUUUUGCCCAAGAAAGCAUUGCAGAAAACUCUGAUGUUGAAGAAACAUUCAGUCUUUGCAGAUGACUCUGAUGAGGAGGCAUCUGUGGGUGAGAGUCUACAAAAAGAAGCAUUAAAAAAGCAAGUAAUGAAGCAAACCAAACUUGAGAUUCAGAAGGCCUUGGCAGAAGACUCCACAGUGUAUGAAUAUGACAGUAUUUAUGAUGAAAUGCAGCAGCAGAAGAAAGAAAGUAAUGCCAAAGUACUCUCCGGAAAAGAUGACAAAAAGCCCAAAUACAUCCAAAAUAUCCUCAAAGCAGCUGAGGUAAGAAAGCAGGAGCAGGAAAAAAGAAUGGAAAAAAAAAUUCAGAAGGAGCGUGAAAUGGAAGGGGGAGAGUUUGAUGACAAAGAGGCCUUUGUGACAUCAGCCUAUAAGAAGAAACUGCAAGAAAGGGCUGAGGAGGAAGAAAGAGAAAAAAAGGAAGCGGCACUAGAGGCAUGCCUGGAUGUAACAAAACAGAAAGAUCUCAGUGGAUUUUACAGACAUCUUUUAAACCAGACAGUGGGGGAAGAAGAGGUGCCCAAAUGCAGCCUCCGUGAAGCCAGGAUAAAGGAAGAAAAAUCUACCAUUAAUUCAGAUGAAUCCAUCCAAAGAAACAAAAGUCCAGAUGAAAGACCAAGACUUAGAACCCCUGCUAAGGAAGAGGAUAACCCAGAUGCGGACAGUGACUUAGAAAGUGAUAGUAGUGAUGAUGAUGAUCGUAAAAAUAGCAGAGCUAGUUCUAAAAAGAAGGAAAGUCGUGAGAGCAGUGAGGAGGAUUCCAAACAUCACAGGAGCUGGAAACACUCCAGCUCAUCAGAGUCUUCAAGUGAGGAGGGAAGUCACCACACAAAAACCCAUAUAAAUCGUCCUAGGAGAGGAGAGAGUGGAACAGGUAGAAGGGAAAAAGAUGAACACCACAAGGAAAGGGAUCAUGAGAGAAAAGAUAGAAACCAGGAAAAGGAUCGUUGGAGGGAAAAGGAAGACCGACAUAGAUAUGGGGAUCAUACCAGUAAAGAUAACUACAGAAAGAGGGAUGAGCAGGACGACAAACAGAAGGGGAAAGAUAGAAAAGAGAGAGAAGGAUAUGACAAAGAAGGAAGGAAAGAGAGGGAGGACAAGUAUUCAGAAAGGGAACGAGAAAAAGAGCGACUAAGAAAUGGCAAAGACAGAUACAGUGAUAGAGAAAGAGGGGAAAAAUGCAGAGAAAAGGAGGAACAUUUGAAGGAAAAGAGAGAGAGAGAUGACAAAGAUGACAAGAAAUACAGGGACAGGAAGGAAAGUAGUCCUCGAGCCUCAGAAAGGGACAGGGACAAGAAGCAAAGUAACCCUAGAUCCUUAGACAAACAGUGUGACCAGGAAAAGGAGACAAAGGCAAAGGACAGAAAGAGUAAUGAUGAGAGAGUCUCUUGCUCUGAAAGAUUUCCCGAGCCAAAAGGUAAGGAUGCAGAGGAAGGGCAAAAAGGUGCAGAGCAGGUGGAAAAAAAAUCUGUGUGUGUGAGCAAAUUUGCCAAGCGGAGCAGUGAAGAGACAGUGGUGUCAGCAAGGGAUCGCUACUUGGCUAGGCAAAUGGCACGAGUUAGCACAAAAUCCUAUAUAGAGAAAGAAGAGGAUUAGCUUCAUUUCAGUGGUCAAAAGCCAAGAGAUGAUCCGCUUUCACUGGUGGAAAAAUCACUGCAGCAGGAACUCUGUGUUGAAGAGAAAGUAUUUCCUGCCUGUUUGUUUCUGGGUUUUUUUAAACUCAGUAAUUUAAUAAAACAAACUUCUGUUUUGAAAUGUUUUGAUGGUCUUUGUACAUUCAUCGAGUCAAAUGUACAGGUAGGGUGUUUAAUUUGACUGGUUCUGUCCAUCCUGGCCUUCAGCACCAUAGCCUCUGCUUGUUCUAUAAUUUAUUCUAAGACAGGGAGUCACACUUAUGGAUGCUAAACUGAUACAGGUGAUAAUACCUCAAUGCCAUCCUGCAUAUAAUCCUUAUCAGCUAAUACCAGUACUACCCCUCUUCUGGAGCAGCAGCAUUCUCAGACAUUACUGUCAAAUCACACUAUCCAGAAAAGGUAACAGAAAGUGUGCGGGAGAGAGAACUUUAAAGAGAGGGAUAUGCAGGCAAAAUAAACAGAAUAAUAAUUUGGGUGACCCUGUAUGUUUUGUGGUGUUUUGUAAACCAGGUAAAUUUCAUCUUGACUAUAUUUGGAUUUGAACAUAUAUAACAUAUGCGUGGGUUUUUGUUUGUUUCUGGUGCUUGAUGUACAGAAAUAUUUAAAUAAACUGUAAGAUAUGUACUAUA
Messenger RNA from Chelonia mydas (Green sea turtle), 2457 nucleotides. It is a transcript of the gene NSRP1, whose product is annotated as nuclear speckle splicing regulatory protein 1. NCBI's taxonomy places the organism in Eukaryota, Metazoa, Chordata, Testudines, Cheloniidae. The transcript has 7 exons. The record is from RefSeq and is a predicted model, not a curated record. Bases 96 to 1790 code for a protein of 564 amino acids. Gene Ontology annotation, biological process: regulation of alternative mRNA splicing, via spliceosome.